Messenger RNA from Aspergillus ibericus CBS 121593, 2855 nucleotides. Its product is annotated as putative TBC domain protein. The transcript is spliced from 3 exons. Bases 414 to 2591 code for a protein of 725 amino acids. Gene Ontology annotation, biological process: activation of GTPase activity. The record is from RefSeq and is a predicted model, not a curated record. Gene Ontology annotation, molecular function: GTPase activator activity. NCBI's taxonomy places the organism in Eukaryota, Fungi, Ascomycota, Eurotiomycetes, Eurotiales, Aspergillaceae.
CCAUCCAUCCAUCCCAUCUCAUCUCAUUUCCAUCCCUUCUCCUUCUUUCAUUCUUCUACGGUUCAUCCCCUCACUCUCGUUAUCUCACAUUCCAGUCUUUCGCUCUAGUCGAUCGUUUUACUCUCUUAUCGUUGUUGUCGGAGAUUGUUUCAUAUUCCCUUCGGCUCCGCCCAUGCACUGCUCCUGAUCUGAUCCCUUGGUGAGAUACCAGAUACCAGAUACCAUCCAGACGACUCUGUCCAGUGCAUGUUCUCUGCUGGAAUUCUGUCAUACUCUAUAAUAUCUAAUACUACUCUCCGUCUUUCAUUCAAUAACGCUUCUUUGUCACUUGCGACGCGAUCGGACUCCUCCCAUUCCCCGGUAUUUGCAGCCCCUGGAGGUGCUUCGCCGUGAUCAGAAAGUCUUGCCCCGCGAUGACAACCGUUUUACCCACCCCGAAUUCCCCUCCCGACCUAUCCGGGUCCAAAUCCUCCAAGUCGUCCUCCUUUCGUUCCUCCUCGCAGCACUCCGGCCCCGAGGCCAUCUUCACCGAUAUCGCCAACUUUGAAGAGGUGGAUCUCCAGGAUGAGGUGCAUCUGUCCUACGUGAAGGGGGCCACCCCGUACCUCCGAAAUGGCGGGAUCACCCGGGCAUCCGCGGCCAUCAUGCAGAAGUCUGCCGUUGCGACCACCCGCGAUCUGACGGCCACCAAGACCAGGACCAUGCCGAAGCCGGUCAAUGGCACCUUGGCUCAGCCGGGACGCGGGCCCAAGCACCGCACCAAGCGGGACCCUCCCAAGCAAGCCGCCCUUCAAGUGAAGGCUCCUCGUUCGCGAUCGACCUCUCCUUUGCGACCGACUUCGAGUUUGGGCUCCUCGCCCUCGACCUUGUCUUUGACUCCGGUGAAUACCCAAACGCUCAACCGGAAACCCUCUUGGCAGCGCCCUCGCAAAACCGUUCAAGAUCUGGAGGAUGAAUACCAUGACUCGGAUGAAGAGUUACCUGAGGAUGCCAGUCUGUGGAAUGUUCCCAUUUCUCCACGGCCCGCUCAAGAUCGAGCGCCAUCCCGGGCUCCCAGCCCGAAUGGUCGGAGCCCGGGGCCGCGGCCUCUGCCUUUGUCGCAUUCGGUUUCCAAUGGCAUCCCCCGGUCGCCCUCUGGUUCGCGAUCUCCUACGGCCCGGACCAACCGGUCCAGCUCGACCGGGCCUGAACGCGGCCAGAUCUCGCCCCGUAAUCCGCGGGCCUAUUCGUACAACAACAUGAUGUCGGAUCUGUCGGAAGAGGCCAAGAUUAUCACAGAAGCUUUGGAAUAUCAUGCAGAUGAACGGGAGCGCAAGCGGGGCGAGCACCUGCAGAGCGGACUCUCUUCCUUGCGAUCUAGUGAAGAGUCCAAGCGCGGGUCCAAAAGCACCAUUGAAUUGCCUCCGUUGCAGAAAUCCAACAUCAUGAUCGACCCGUUGCCUCCGAGCAAGGAGAAGGAGAAAGUUCUCACGCGGACGCGGCCCAGCUGGCUGCCGCCGAAGGAUCAGAAGGAGGAGAAGCGGCACCUAAAGGAAUACAAGCGCAUGAUGGCGCAAUCACGAGAAGCAGACAAGCGCCGGGCUGCCAAGGCUGCCUCCAUGAAGUGCGAAAAAGACAACACUCGCGAGACUCUGCAACAGAUCUGGGAUGAAUAUGUGUACCCGAAUUGGGAUAAUGUGAUUCAUGAAACGCGCACGCGGGAGCUGUGGUGGCGCGGGGUGCCGCCUCGCAUCCGGGGAGCGACCUGGCAGCGGGCCAUCGGCAAUGAGCUGGCUCUGUCGGAGGAAACAUACAAAAAAGCCUUGCAACGGGCCAAAGAUGUGCGAUCCCGGGAAGACUCUGGCGAGAGCAACAAGCGAAUGCGGGAUUGGUUUGAGGCGAUUGAUUCGGACGUGUCUACGGCCUUCCCUGAGUUGAACCUCUUCCAAACCGGGGGUCCGCUGCGCGAAACCUUGAUCGAUGUGUUGCAGGCAUACUCGAUGUAUCGGAGCGACGUGGGCUAUGUCAGCGGCUUGCAUACCAUUGCCGCCCUUCUUGUUUUGCAAUUCCCGUCGCCCUCGUCUGCAUUCCUUGCCAUGGCCAAUGCGCUGAACCGGGCACUGCCGGUGGCUUUCUUGACGCAGGACCGCGGGGCGAUCGGUCGUACAUAUACCUUGGCUUCUGCGACGCUCAAAUAUAAGUUUCCCCGUCUGGUGACGCAUCUACACGAGACGCUGCGCCUCAGCGACGAAGAGAUCUGGGAACCGAUGUUCCGGUCCCUGCUGACCAACGGGCUGGACUUGGAACGGCUGAGCCGGGUGUGGGACUGCUGGGUGUUUGAGGGGGAUCGGGUUAUGAUCCGGGCGGCGGUGGCGAUCCUGGGAUGUUUGCAGCCGCAGUUGUUUGGUUACACGAAGCCGGAUGACCCGAGUCGCAAGGCGGUGCAGGAUAUUCUGGGAUGGGGACCGCGGCAGGGGAAAGCGCAGGAGCGAAACAGUGGGCCUGCGACAGGAUUCGGAGGGAUCACGUUGGGCUUGGGGGAUUACUGGAUGUUGGGGGGGGAUGAAGACGGGUUUAUGCAGAUGGUGCGGGAAGCGGGCAAGGUACGGUGAUGAUGCUGUCUGCUGUUGCUGUCUGCUAUCUGCAUUGCUGUCUCUUACCGUUGCUGUCAACGGCCUCAUGUUUGGUCAGGAAAUCCCUCAGAUAGCGGCAGCGUAGAUACUACGUAUAUACUUGGACUAGCGGUCUGCGCAGCGCUGCAUCUUUAAAUUUGCAUUUACUGUACAUGUAUUGCUGGAUCACCGUGUAGCAUAUUGCAGAUGUAAAAGAUAGCGAAGGGAGCGCGAAGCAGAGAGCCACAGGGCAUGAGACGGAGG